CUUGUCAACAAUUGGACACUUGCUGCGAGGGCCGAUUUAUCACCGGUGAAACCGGAUUGUCAGCAUUAGUCGGCAAAUCGACCAGGACAAAGCAGUCACGCUGUAAGCCAAAUCGAAACAUGGCGAAGGGAAUGUUGGCAUUCCUCUUCGUCACUCUGCUUGCUUGUGUGUCGCUGUCGGAUUCUCUUUGACGGUGACGAUGACAGCGGCCAUCCAUGGGUCCAGUGCUCGACGCUCGGGCACAGGGAUCCGUGGUGGUCCUAGGGGUGAUAAACUCCGCUUGACGGCAGAGAGUCUGAUGACAGGCUGACUGUCGCGUCAAGGCCAUUGCGAAAAUGGACGAGAUGCGUGAGGUCGCUAAGGGGAGCGAGAUGGGUGACAUUGUUUUCAUGACAGUGGUUGGCCAGAAUGUUUUCUCUCAGUCUUGGAAUCAAACUGAUGACAUGUUCGAGGAGCCUACCCCGGGUCUCCUGUCUACAGAAUUUGGUUUGAACAAGACUGGAAUAUUUGUUUAUAAUCGUUGCGGAAGUCUUGAGGGGGAACUCCAGUUAUUCCCAGUAGUUCCCUUAAAUCCUUCGGAUAUCCGUCUUGAAUGGAAAGUCAUCGAAGAUGCUUACAGAAACUGCCCGCAGUGUAACAAACCUGCUCCAGAAAAAACUCGAUUUCAAGGCAAGGUGACCACUCCAUAAGAUGCUCAGCCUUCAAGUCUGGAAUGAAACUGAUGUGAUUUCGCGCUUUCCGUAGAGUUUAGUUGGUUAUCACAAGGGUUUAACUUUUAAGGGGGGAGGGGGUUAAUUCCGUGGUAGGAAUUUUGUCGUAGAGUUUCUUCAUUUGGACUUAAACGUCAGAGGAAAUUAGUCACUUCUAGUCGAUAAAGCCCGCAAAGAAAGUAAUAAAGCCUUAAGGACAACAAAGCGAAAUGAAUCUGCCCCCUGAAAGCGAAAAAAUGAUUCGAGGAACAAUCAAAUUGCUCCGUGCAAUUUGAUUGUUCUAUGUCCGUUUACGGAAUUGUUUCCGUGCCAAUUACAGAUCAAAGAAAAUUUCAAACUCAAGCGAUAGCAUUCGGUAGAAAGUCCAUUAAUGAAAACUCUAUGAAUAUGAUAAUAUAAAGCUGGGUCUUAUUUGGUCUACCUGAUGUAGUCUCUUUUUUUCAUUAUUAUUUGCUGUAGCAGAAAAAAAGUCGAAUCAUAGCACCUUUCCAAUGCCUUACAGUUGGUGCCGAAUUUGUGAUAGUGGGGAAGUCUUAUGUUUCAGCCUUUAAAAAUAUGAAGACUUAUGAAGAAUAAACGGGAAAGAGUGUUAACCGUUUGUUUGGAUGGAAGUCAUCAGUUUUCGGUUGAAAUCAGAGAAACAGAACAUUUCAUCGCGAGAUCUCAGACGGGUUUUUAUGACGAACUUACAGUAAAGCUUUUUUGUAAGUUUUUGAAUUUGUUACCAGUCCCCUCGCACAUGAACGAAAUGCGUAUAAAGAAAGUUGUUUUGUGCCACGUUGUAAUGUUGUGAAAGGAGAAAUAAAAGAGCUCGAUUUUUUUAAA
Pocillopora verrucosa is the source of this 1535-nucleotide messenger RNA. RefSeq lists its product as uncharacterized. NCBI's taxonomy places the organism in Eukaryota, Metazoa, Cnidaria, Anthozoa, Scleractinia, Pocilloporidae. The record is from RefSeq and is a predicted model, not a curated record.